Messenger RNA from Daphnia carinata, 1146 nucleotides. RefSeq lists its product as uncharacterized. The transcript is spliced from 4 exons. The coding region runs from base 52 to 1008 and encodes 318 amino acids. NCBI's taxonomy places the organism in Eukaryota, Metazoa, Arthropoda, Branchiopoda, Diplostraca, Daphniidae. The record is from RefSeq and is a predicted model, not a curated record.
CAAGGCACAGUUAGCAAUUGUUCGUCGUAUUGGCUGGUUAACUGAUUCAGCAUGCCUAAAGUUAACGUAAGUAUCAUGAAAUGUUUGCUGCUAUUCGGAUUGGUGCUAAUCCUUGGCACUGAAGCAACGAAAGGAAAAGGAAGAGGCGGAGGUUACGGUGGAGGUAUGAGCUAUGGUGGCGGAGGGCACGGAGACGGAGGUGGAGGAUACAGUGCUGCACCUUCCCCACAAAUAAUUUAUAUGCCUGCCCCUCAGCCCAUCUUUGUAUCGGCUCCUCAACCAAUGGCCCAUCAUCAACCAGCGCCUAGGCCUGCACCUUCUUACGGUGGGGCAAGUGUAGGUCAUGGUGGUGGUGGUUAUGGAGGUCAGAUGGGAGGUGGUUCUUACGGAGUAUCAGCAGGAGGUGGACAUAGAGGCCCUCAAUCUAGCGGUUACGGGGGCUCUUCAGGAGCUGCACCUGUCCAUGUACACGUUCACGCUCCUGCCCCGGUAGCUGCACCAGUUCAUCACGCAGCUCCGUUGUCUUCUUAUGGUGGAGGUAGUCACGUAGGACAAGUUGGUGGCUACGGAGGAGCUCUAGGAGGUGAACAUGGGAGUAGUCAGUCCGCUGGCUAUGGAGGAUCGAUGGGUAGUGGACAUGGAGGCCACAGAGGACCGGCAGGAGGUGGACAUAGAGGCCUAUCAGGAAGAAGUUAUGCUCCUGUUCCAGUCGCCCCACCACCUCACCAGGCCCCAAUGCCUUUUUAUGGAGGUGGAGAAAUUGGUAGUCACGGAGGUUCUGUAGGAGGAGGACACAGCGGACAAGUUGGUGGCUAUGGAGGUUCAACAGGAGGAGGACAUGGCGGGCAAGCUGGUGGAUAUGGAGGUUCCGCAGGAGGAGGUCAUGGAGCUAGUGGUUACGGCGAAUCAGCUGGAAGUGGUUAUCUUUCUGCCCCCGUAGCCGUACCUCAUCAGCCGGUUCCAGUCGCCUCUUACGGCCCUCCACCUCCAUCCGCUGAAGGAUACUAGAUCAUUUUCAUAUUCCAUCCUAAGGCUCCUAUUUUAAAGUCCAUUUUGAAAGCCUUCCUACCAAACCGGUCACGCAGCUCUUUUGUAAACGCCGUAUGUAUAUUUAACAUGGUUUAUGAUAAACGGAUUACUUCAUUA